Molecule: messenger RNA, 3914 nt
Organism: Felis catus (domestic cat)
Lineage: Eukaryota; Metazoa; Chordata; Mammalia; Carnivora; Felidae
Gene: DTNA
Product: dystrobrevin alpha
Exons: 17
Coding region: 384-1925 (513 amino acids)
Biological process (GO): synaptic signaling
Cellular component (GO): plasma membrane; synapse
Molecular function (GO): zinc ion binding
Source: RefSeq, a predicted model, not a curated record
UGGGACUUCAAUGGAAUGUGAAACCAAAUCAUUUUCAAGUUAAAGAUAGACACAGUAUACACCAGGAUCUAGAAGCUGGAUUUUAAACUCCUAUCUCUCCCUAGAAUUUCAGAGAGUUCUGUUACGACCUCUGUAGUAAUUAACAAUUUGGUCGGGGCUUGUUUUUGAAGUCAAUGUGCUCAGAAUUCAUGUAUGUUCUGGAUGUCCUGGAAUUAAAAGGAUUUAGGAGCUCAUGAUGUGCAUACUCUAGGGUAAAUGAAGAUUUACCGACCCCUGGAUGAAGUGCUCGGAAAGUCUUUAAAUGCCAUAGUCAACUGCCAUUUCAAAGAAGAGAAACUAGAUGGUUUUGGAAAGUUCAUGCUGUUUCUUCAUUGAAUUUUAGAAUGAUUGAAGAUAGUGGGAAAAGAGGAAAUACCAUGGCAGAAAGAAGACAGCUGUUUGCAGAGAUGAGGGCUCAAGAUCUGGAUCGUAUCCGACUCUCCACCUACAGAACAGCAUGCAAGCUUAGGUUUGUGCAGAAGAAGUGCAACUUGCACCUGGUGGACAUUUGGAACGUCAUAGAAGCGUUGCGGGAAAAUGCUCUGAACAACCUGGACCCUAACAUAGAACUCAGUGUGGCCCGCUUGGAGGCUGUGCUUUCCACCAUUUUCUACCAGCUCAACAAACGGAUGCCAACCACUCACCAAAUCCAGGUGGAACAGUCCAUCAGCCUCCUGCUUAACUUCCUGCUGGCAGCCUUUGAUCCGGAAGGCCAUGGUAAAAUUUCAGUAUUUGCUGUCAAAAUGGCUUUAGCCACGUUGUGUGGAGGGAAGAUCAUGGACAAAUUAAGAUAUAUUUUCUCAAUGAUUUCUGACUCCAGUGGGGUGAUGGUUUAUGGACGAUAUGAUCAGUUCCUGCGGGAAGUUCUCAAACUACCCACGGCGGUCUUUGAAGGUCCUUCAUUUGGUUACACAGAACAGUCAGCUAGAUCCUGUUUCUCUCAACAGAAAAAGGUCACCUUAAACGGUUUCUUGGACACACUCAUGUCCGACCCUCCCCCGCAGUGUCUGGUCUGGCUGCCCCUUCUGCAUCGGCUGGCAAAUGUAGAAAAUGUCUUCCAUCCGGUGGAAUGUUCUUACUGCCACAGCGAGAGUAUGAUGGGAUUCCGCUACCGAUGCCAACAGUGUCACAAUUACCAGCUCUGUCAGGACUGCUUCUGGAGGGGACAUGCCGGUGGUUCCCAUAGCAACCAACACCAAAUGAAAGAGUACACAUCAUGGAAAUCACCUGCUAAGAAGCUAACUAAUGCAUUAAGCAAGUCUCUGAGCUGUGCUUCCAGCCGUGAACCCUUGCACCCCAUGUUCCCUGACCAGCCUGAGAAGCCACUCAACUUGGCACACAUCGUUGAUACUUGGCCACCCAGACCUGUAACCAGCAUGAAUGACACCCUCUUCUCCCACUCUGUCCCCUCCUCAGGAAGUCCUUUCAUUACCAGGAGCAUGCUUGAGAGUUCGAACCGGCUCGAUGAAGAACACAGACUGAUCGCCAGGUACGCGGCAAGACUGGCAGCAGAGUCCGCUUCGUCUCAGCCGACCCAGCAGAGAAGUGCUCCUGACAUCUCCUUCACCAUUGAUGCGAAUAAGCAACAGAGGCAGCUGAUCGCAGAGCUAGAAAACAAGAACAGAGAAAUCUUACAGGAGAUCCAGAGGCUGCGGCUAGAGCAUGAACAAGCUUCUCAGCCCACUCCAGAGAAGGCACAGCAAAACCCCACUCUGCUGGCAGAACUCCGGCUCCUCAGACAGCGCAAGGACGAGCUGGAACAGAGAAUGUCUGCUCUCCAGGAGAGCCGGAGAGAGCUAAUGGUCCAGUUAGAAGGUCUCAUGAAGCUACUAAAGGAAGAAGAACUGAAGCAGGGAGUAAGUUAUGUUCCCUACUGCAGGUCUUAACUAACUAUGGAGGGGCCUGCCAUCCUGCCGUUUUUCCCAUUGCUUUUGCCUCUAAUGUCUGUUCACGCUUCAGUUUGGAAAGAGAACAAAAAUCAUACUAAUUUGCUUCCUUUUCAAUGUAGUGCUUGAAUUGAGACAUAUAAAAUUUAGCUUUUUUUUUUUUUUAAUAACUUACUACUGUGGGCAUCAAAAGAAGAGCCAUUACACCUUUUAGAAGAGGGGGAGAAAAUCAUGAUGUGUUGGAGACUUUUUACAGCUCCAGGGGUCUAAGUUUCCAACCAGUCUCAUGCUUUUCUGGGUUAUUGAUCAGACCCUUCUCUGAACAGAGACACCCACUCUGGCCACUAAAGCUACAUACAGCACUCAAGCUAACCUCUCUGCAUCCUCUCAUUUAGUUCAGUUUCCAUUUUACUGGAAAGGCGUGUGACCUCUUUGUACAAAAGUCAGCCAGCUACAUCUCUUCUCAUUGCAUAAUUACUAAGCCCUGUUCCCCCCUGGUCACCAAAAUGGGUUCAGUCCAGGACAAACACUGUCCUCAGUAUCUGCUCAUUUCCCAUUGUUUAGUUCUUGAGAACGGAAUCCCUACCACUGGUUCGUAAUAAUCUCAAAAGAAUGGGUAACUUUCAGCCCUUCUCUUAUCACCAAGAACCUCUCCGCUCCGGGAGUUCACAAGGCCCUUGCAUACAUCUUCUCUGGAAGCAGGAACACUGUGAUUCUCUAACUGUAGUCGCUCAACUGGAACCCUGUGUCUGACCCUGUGGUCCGGUUCAGAGCCAUGAGAGGGAGUAGCCUACUCGAAACAUAACAAUAACAAAACAGAAGCAAAAGAACAGCAACUUUAAUUUCAGGUGCACGUACCAAACCGUGUAUGACGCUAUAUCCCAUUUGCUGGUAUCACCAGGAAGUUUCACAUCAUUUCCAUGGAUCGAUUAGAACCACAGCCUGUCCAAUUUCAACGUACCUUUUAUUCUUCUGUAUUCUCUUUCCUGUUAUUCAUUGUGUGUGUUUGUGUGUAACAACGAACGUUUGCAAAAUGCUGGACACAGUUUUACCCUUCCUUCCCACGGUCUGUAAAAAAGGAAAGUGUAAAACUAAUCUGUAAUGUCAGACAAUAAAGACAAUGUAUUACACUAUUUUGUAUUUUGUGAAAAAAGUUGCUUUACUAAAGUCAAAUUUUAAUGAGAGACAGUCCCCCUUGGUGAAGGACGCACAUUUAUAGCCUGUCUAAUUGCCCAUAAAGGCGUACACGGGGCAUUGCUAUUGUAGUUCCAGCGCACUUAGAUCAUGGUAGAGAAAAAUGCCUUGCUGUGCUGCUUCUCUGUGCAAACAGCCUCUUUCCUUUCCUGUCUCUUACUUAGCAUGUGCACAGAAAAAAGGGGAAAAAAGCUCAAAUAUAACCUCACACCUAGUGGAGAGAGGGCAAUCAUCCUAUAGUCCAUCAGCCUUGCUGAGCCGUCUCCCUCAGGGGCCCAUUUCCCACCAUUCCCCAGGCCACACAUUCUUGAAAGGCUGUGUGGACCAGGAAGUUCAUAAACCCAUGGCUGCAAACAGCCAAACCAUGGCAGCACCCAUAGAGCAUUACUGCCUCCUUUCCUUCCAGCUCCUCCCACGGAGCCCUCAACAGUGGCUGCAUCUCUGAAAGUCAGCCCUCAGCUGGGUACCGCUGCCUAGGUUCUAAAGGGCCAUCAUCGGGAACGCUCAGAUGUCAGCAAUGCAAUGUCUGAGUGGGGAGAGAAUUUGCUUGUCUUACUCAUUUAUUGAUGUGCUUGUAUAGUCAAGCCUCUUUUCCAAAAGGACCCAAGGCAGCUCCCAACAAAAGACAUCAGCAAUGACUUCAUAAAAUAAAUAUAGAAAGAUCAGAAACUAACGAAGAGAAAAUGCAAAUAUGCUAAUCAUAAGAGACAAGGGUGUUCCUCUGAGCUUUUUGGCAAUGAGGCAAAAAAAAAAAAAAAAAGGAAAACAUAAUUGGUGGUUUUAUCGGAACAGAAA